Messenger RNA from Erigeron canadensis, 1362 nucleotides. RefSeq lists its product as uncharacterized. The record is from RefSeq and is a predicted model, not a curated record. Bases 1 to 1362 code for a protein of 453 amino acids. Gene Ontology annotation, molecular function: zinc ion binding; nucleic acid binding. The transcript has a single exon. Lineage: Eukaryota; Viridiplantae; Streptophyta; Magnoliopsida; Asterales; Asteraceae.
AUGUUAAGGAAUAGUGGAAAGCGGUGGUGGGUUGGAUUGUUGGCAAUAAAGAAGGGGGCCUUGGAUAAUAUUGAAUGGCCCGAGUUCAAAACCUUGUUCUUUAAGGAGUUCCGGACGGAGGCCGAAGUUACUAAGUUGAGAAGUGAAUUCCUCAAUGAUUGUCAAGGCAAUAUGAGCUUAAAUGAAUUCCGAGUUCAACUUUUGGACAAAGCACAAUUUUGUCCGGAAUUUCUAGAAAAUGAUCAAUUGCUUAAAGAGCAAUUCUAUUUGAAGUUGAGGAAGAAUUUACGAGAGAAGAUUAGCCUACGCCAAAUGGAUUCUUUUUCCAUGUUGGCGGAUGUGGCUAGGAAUCAUGAGAUUGAGUUGUCAAGGGUGGAUGAAGGUGAAUUGAAGAGGAAGCACGAAGAAACGAACUCUCCUAACAAGCGCCCUAGGCAAGAGGGUAGUUCCGGUAAUCAUACUAAUAGGAGGAAUGUUCCUUUUUGCCGUCAAUGCAAGAAGAAUCAUUCGGGGGUAUGUAGGGCGGCGGAGAAGGGUUGCUAUACAUGCGGAAAACUGGGAUACACAAUCCGGGAAUGCAAGUCGAAACCGCAUAAACUAGUUAUAUGUUUUAAGUGCUAUGAAGAGGGGCAUAUGAAAAGUUCAUACCCUAAGUUGACCGAAGAAGAAAGACUUGAAGAGAGGAGGAGGGAGGCAGAGAGAAAGAAUGCCCAAGCUUAUGGGAAUCAACAGGGGAGAUCGGUCCAACUAACAGUGGAACAAGCUAGGAAUGCGGAUGAUGUCGUUAUAGGUACAUUUCUUGUAUACAAUGUGCUUAUGCGAAUUCUCUUUGAUUCGAGGGCGAAUAAAUCUUUUGUUGCAACUAGGGUAAUUCAUGUUAUACCCGUGUGUAAGUCGUGUCUAGAAAAUACCUUGCAAGUUGAGGUUGGUAAUGGUAGGAUAAAAUUAGUGAAGGAUGUGUAUAAAGGGUGUGAGAUCAAAAUUUCCUCGGAGCUCUUUCAAGCCAAUUUAGUUCCCUUUCCAAUGGGAGAAUUUGAUGUAAUCUUGGGUAUGGAUUGGUUGACCUCUUUUAAUGCUAAAAUCGCGUGUGAUGAAAAGGCGAUAUAUUUAAAGACCUCCAAGGGUGAAGACUUGGUGGUUUAUGGUGAUAGGAAAGAACGUUCUAUAUACAUUUGUACAUUCACUCGUGCCAAACAUUAUUUGUCCCAUGGAUGUUCAUCCUAUCUAGCUCACAUUGUUGACACUGAGAAGAAACCUCCAUCUAUAAAAGACAUUCCUAUUGUUAGUGAAUUUGCUGAUGUUUUUCCCGAAGAAUUGUCGGGCAUUCCUCCCGAACGGCAGGUCGAGUUUUCCAUUGUGUGA